AUGCCAAAUUGCUUGCCACUAAUGACCGAUUUAUACACAUAUGACAUACCCAAGCAGACUUUGGACCUGCUAGAGCUCAUGGUUUUUGACUCGUGGAUGGCAGAAGUGCCAGUAGCACAAGAAAGCAAAGAGAAUCAUCCUCCAAAAGAAAAAGAGAACGACAAGAAUCGAUGUCAAAAAUGUAAUAUUCUACUUAUUGGCUCCGAUGCUGAGCGGAGAAACCAUUAUAAAGGCGAUUUCCACAGAUAUAACUUGAAAAGAGGUACAGAGGGCUUGCCGCCACUUUCUGAAGAGGAAUUCGAAAAUAUACUAGAGCAAGGCUCGAUGGAAAGUAUAUCAGGAUCUGAUAGCGAUAGUGAUUACGACUCACAAUUCGAAAAAAGCAAAUCCCCUACGCCUAAAUUGACUGACAUGGUCGAAAAGCUUGGCCUCGAUAACAUGGAGACCUCUUCAGUAAGUCACUUGAACACAAGGUCACCAUAUAUUUAUUUCAAGUCCCAUCAAUUGCCCCAAGAUAAAGUCUAUGCUGUAUACAAGGCAUUGUUCAGCGAUAAGGACUUGACUGAGGAUCCGAAAGAAGCAUUAAAACGGUGGUCUAGUCCUCCGUAUAAAAACGGAAAAUCAGCACUUUUGAUGAUUGGUGGUGGUCACUUUGCUGGAGCAAUUGUCUCUCAUACUCGUAAAAGUGUCCACGGAAAUGCCCCAAACAGCAAGAUUUCGAAAGAAGAACAAGCGGUAGAACUUUUGGCAAACAAGUCGUUUCACAGAUACACUACAAGACGGAAACAAGGUGGCUCUCAAAGUGCUAGCGAUAACGCACGGGGCAAGGCAAAUUCAGCAGGUUCCAGUAUCAGACGAUACAACGAGCAGGCAUUGAUUCAGGAAGUCAGAGCACUACUCACAAGCUGGCGAGGUAUGCUUCAAGAAUGUGAUAAUAUUUUCAUCAGAGCCAACGGUGCUUCCACAAGAGGCAUUUUGGUCGGAUACGAAGGUGCACCUUUAAAGUCCAGUGAUCCACGAAUCCACAGCUUUCCAUUCACCACUAAGCGUGCCACAACUUCAGAGCUCAAAAAUGCAUGGGCGAAACUCACAACCAUAUCAAUUCAAGACGUUCCCAAGUCCGACGAGAGGAGCCGCCAAAGACUUCAACAGCAAUUAGACAGCCUCUCAAAAUCAACCACAAAAACCACGAAGGUUCGCGAAGAAGAGUCCAAAGAAGUGCAGUCGACCAAUGAAAUUAUCAGUCUACUCAAACGUUCGAAAGCACCUCUUUUGAUCAGCUAUUUGAAAAAGAACAGUAUACUGCCCAAUUUCGAACUUGAACCCAAAGCAAACUUCAAGCAUUAUCCCACACCAUUGCAUUAUGCUUCCGCACAUGGCUAUACGCACAUGAUCCAGGUAUUAUUGGUGACUUUAAAAGCAGACCCAACUAUCGUCAAUGAAUUUGGAAAGAACCCAGCUGAUCUUUCUGCGAACGCAUCCACCAGAAGAGCUUUUCAAAUCGCCAGAAACAGUCUUGGAGAGAGCUAUUGCGACUGGAAGAACGCCAGUGUUGGCAGCCCCAUGUCUAGAGAGGAUGUAGCCAAGGAGGAAGCCGCAGAAGAAAUGAAACAAAAAACUGAAAAAAGGCAGCUACUUGAGGAAAGCUUAGCAAAAAAGACUGAAUUAGAGAUGAAAAAACCCUCGAUCCAAUCGAAUGGAACCGUUGGAGGCAGCAAAAUAUUGACGGCUGCUGCCGACUUGAAUGCUUUGACUCCUGAGCAAAAGAUGAGAGUCAUGAGAGAACAAAGGGCUCGAGCUGCUGAAGCCAGGUUAAAGGGAAAAUAA
This is a messenger RNA of Meyerozyma guilliermondii ATCC 6260, 1827 nucleotides long. RefSeq lists its product as uncharacterized. Gene Ontology annotation, molecular function: protein binding. NCBI's taxonomy places the organism in Eukaryota, Fungi, Ascomycota, Pichiomycetes, Serinales, Debaryomycetaceae. Bases 1 to 1827 code for a protein of 608 amino acids. The transcript has a single exon. The record is from RefSeq and is a predicted model, not a curated record.